AUAAAACCCUAUUUACGAAUUACAAACCCAGUAAAGGGGGAGAACCGACACCGCCUCCGCUAAGUGUAGACAUCGAUACCGGCAAGUUUGGAACUGACAAUAACAUUCAAUUGAGCUGGUUUUUUCUUCCCUUCCCUCUGCAAAACCCUAGCGUUACCCGCUACUUCAAAAGAUACCCUAAUUGGAUCGAGUUGACUCAGUUCGAGUUUCCAUAGAUGGACUCGCACUUAACGGCGCCGAACCGCUCUCGUAGCUCCCAGACCCCAUCCCCAUCUCACUCUGCCUCAGCCUCUGCUACUUCCUCCCUCCACAAGCGCAAACUCGCCGCAGCCGCGUCCGAGGACCACGCGCCUCCUUCCUCGUUUCCUCCGUCAUCCUUCUCCGCCGACACUCGCGACGGCGCUUUGACAUCCAAUGACGACCUCGAGAGUAUUUCUGCACGGGGCGCCGACUCCGAUUCUGAUGCUGACGACUCAGAGGACGCCGUCGUAGACGACGACGAGGACGACUUCGACCACGACAACGAUUCCUCCAUCCGCACUUUCACGACAGCUCGCCUAGAGUCUGGCGGGGGCGGCUCUGGUUCGGGUCGGAACACGAAGCUCAAGACCGAGAAUUCCACUGUCAAGCUAGAGAGUGCCGAUGGAGGAAAAGACGGUGCAGCCCCUGGUCCAGGACCAGUUGGGCCCACGGGUGCUGCCGCAGCAGGUGGGAGCUCAAUAGCUGGGAUUUCAACCAAGGAAGACGUUAAGAUAUUUACUGAGAAUAUACAGACUAGUGGAGCUUAUAGUGCUAGAGAAGAGAGCUUGAAAAGAGAGGAGGAAGCGGGAAGGCUUAAGUUUGUUUGCUAUUCAAACGACGGUGUUGAUGAGCAUAUGGUUUGGUUGAUUGGGUUGAAGAACAUAUUUGGAAGACAACUACCCAACAUGCCUAAGGAGUAUAUUGUUCGCCUUGUUAUGGACAGAAGCCAUAAAUCUGUGAUGGUUAUCAGACGUAAUCAGGUUGUUGGUGGCAUCACAUAUCGUCCAUAUGUCAGCCAAAAGUUCGGGGAAAUAGCUUUCUGUGCAAUCACAGCAGAUGAACAAGUAAAAGGUUAUGGCACAAGACUGAUGAAUCAUUUAAAACAGCAUGCACGUGAUGUUGAUGGACUAACACAUUUUCUGACAUAUGCUGACAAUAAUGCUGUUGGUUAUUUUAUCAAACAGGGUUUUACCAAAGAGAUACACUUGGAGAGGGAUCGAUGGCAAGGGUAUAUUAAAGACUAUGAUGGAGGUAUCCUUAUGGAAUGUAAAAUUGAUCCAAAGCUUCCAUAUACUGAUUUAUCAACUAUGAUUCGACGCCAGAGGCAGGCAAUUGAUGAAAAGAUUAGAGAGCUCUCAAACUGUCAAAUAGUUUAUCCCGGAAUUGAUUUUCAGAAGAAAGAAGCUGGUAUUCCUAAAAAAGUCGUCAAAGUUGAGGAUAUCCCUGGCUUGAAGGAAGCUGGUUGGACUCCUGAUCAAUGGGGUCAUACUCGAUUUAGAGCCUUAAUUGUUUCUGCAGACAACGCGACAAAUCAGAAACAUUUAACUGGUUUCAUGCGCUCACUUUUGAAGUCAAUGCAUGACCAUGUUGAUGCUUGGCCAUUCAAGGAACCAGUUGAUGCCCGUGAUGUCCCUGAUUAUUAUGACAUUAUCAAAGAUCCCAUGGAUCUGAAGACUAUGUCAAAAAGAGUUGAAUCAGAGCAAUAUUAUGUAACACUUGAGAUGUUCGUAGCUGAUGUCAAGAGGAUGUUUGCCAAUGCACGCACGUAUAACUCUCCUGAUACCAUAUACUAUAAAUGUGCAACCAGAUUGGAAACGCAUUUCCAGAGCAAAGUUCAAUCAGGUCUUCAAUCUAACACCAAAAUUCAGUAGGGUCUUCAAUCAGGUCUUAUGAUCCCAGAAGAUCAGAUUUCAGCGAUUCCAGCUGUCCCAUUUCAACAAUAUGUAACAGUAGUCUUCAUAUACUGUCUAUAAUGUGCAGAUUUUUCUCUGGGGCAAAUCUCGAUAUGUCCACCUUGUAAUGUGAUGUAUGUAAUGUAUGGAUGAAUAAUUUAUUGAUGACAAAUAGGAUGGAUUGAACUUUCUUAAACAAUAGCUCAUGGUAAUUUUAAUUCUUUAAUUUAUGUCA
This is a messenger RNA of Gossypium raimondii (Peruvian cotton), 2148 nucleotides long. Its product is annotated as histone acetyltransferase GCN5. Gene Ontology annotation, biological process: chromatin remodeling; positive regulation of transcription by RNA polymerase II. The coding region runs from base 216 to 1892 and encodes 558 amino acids. Gene Ontology annotation, cellular component: histone acetyltransferase complex. Gene Ontology annotation, molecular function: protein binding; histone H3 acetyltransferase activity. The record is from RefSeq and is a predicted model, not a curated record. NCBI's taxonomy places the organism in Eukaryota, Viridiplantae, Streptophyta, Magnoliopsida, Malvales, Malvaceae. The transcript has 13 exons.